UCCUGUGCUAACGUGAAAAUGGUCCAUUAUCUCAAUUUAUUUUUUGUUCUGACUUUUGCAUUUAACAUCCAUUUACCGGUGUUUGCAGGUGUGUUUGCAGGUGAUGUAAAACAUCUUGAUGAAUUACAACCAUGCGUAGACUUAUUUAGUGAUGAGAAUGAAGACGAUUGUUGUGAAUCGUUCGAAGUAUUCAAGUCAGUAGAUGAAGCUUUAGAAGACUGCGUAAAAAAGGAUUCCGUGGACCUUACGUGCGACGAUUACAGCUGCGUUUUAAACAGGAUUGGCAUCAUGAAAGAAGGUAUAAUAGACGAGGAUGCUAGCAAGAACUAUUUGAAAAGUCUAGCUGAUGAAUACCCAGAGCAGAUAAGGCUUAUACAUAGAGUGGGUGCGUUAUGUUUGAAUGGGAAAUACAAUGAUUACGACAACAGCGAGGAGAGUUGCCCUGCGAGUAAUUUCUACAUAUGCAUAUAUACAAACACUGUUUUAGGAUGCGAAAAAUGGAAGCAGACAGAUGAAUGUAAAAAAAUGUCUGAAAGCGCCAAAGCCUGUCAAUCCAUGCUACAAUCCACUAAAAAUCAGCCUAAAUAA
This is a messenger RNA of Colias croceus (clouded yellow), 588 nucleotides long. RefSeq lists its product as uncharacterized. Bases 19 to 588 code for a protein of 189 amino acids. The record is from RefSeq and is a predicted model, not a curated record. The transcript is spliced from 5 exons. Lineage: Eukaryota; Metazoa; Arthropoda; Insecta; Lepidoptera; Pieridae.